AUUUUCAUAAACUUUUUUUUUGAUAAUACAAACACAACUAUUAUUAUUAUUACGACAAUGUUUACCAAAUUUAUUGCUUUACUGUUGACAAUAGUAGUGGUAUACUGUCUGAUGGAUACCUGUGCUGCCGAUGAACUGGAAAGACAGACAAUGGAUACACUGGAAAGUGCCAGCAAAGUCAUAUGUGUGACCAGCGGUCUGGAUCCGGACAGGGCUAGUAUUGUACGCCAGUGCGAGGCUAGCGUACCGUCAUUGUACAAAAAUACGUACAGCACGUGUGUUAGGCAAACCCUGAACAUCCGACAAAUGACACUACCGUUUAUUUGCUACCGUUAUAUGGAAGGUGGUCAAAAGGUCAAAGAUUGUCUGGAUAAUAGGAGGCGUAUAGCAGCCAAUUUGGGCCUAAAUGUUAACUCAAUGAGAGUCCGGAUACUCAACAAUUAUGCCGCCUGUGUUAGACCGUUGCUUAUGAUGUAA
Molecule: messenger RNA, 477 nt
Organism: Oppia nitens
Lineage: Eukaryota; Metazoa; Arthropoda; Arachnida; Sarcoptiformes; Oppiidae
Exons: 3
Coding region: 58-477 (139 amino acids)
Source: RefSeq, a predicted model, not a curated record